AUGGGUUCGCCUGUUUCACGACUUCGCAACGGAGACUCCACGCCUCGAACAGUUGUCGCGGCAUUGCACCUCCGCUGGUCGAUAACGCACCAACGAAAGCACUUUUUUCAUCACCUGGUCAGCUUGACUGAGCGCGUGGAGAAGAAUCAACUCAGAGUCCAUCCUGCACGAUGUCAUGCCUAUGACACUCUCGUUGCCUGUGUUGGCACCUACAUCUACAUCUACCCUACGCAUGUUUACCGAAGAUCGAGGCCUCGAGUACUCAAAUAUCAUACCAUCGUCCAAACCAUCUUUGGGGUUCUCAAGGACUUACACAAAAACGAAGAUGCAGAUAUCGACCCAGACUGGGAGAACGAGACCCGCGGCGGAUGCUGUGUGUCGAAUGCACUUGAGACGGCUCACCUGUUGAUCUCCGAGUUGUGGUCUUUAAACCGAAAGCCACCCGUCAACAUCCAGUGGGUCACCGUGUCGAUGUUCACCCUAUUGCCGUAUCUAGAAGAUGAAGAGAACCACGCGUCGAUAAUCAGUCUGGGUUACGCCGCGAAAGCCCUUUCCCACCGCUGGUCGCUGGGGAAGGGCAUGAUGCGGCUGUUUCAGGUGACAGCCAAACAGCUGGAUGUUACCUUUCCACCUGAGACCAAUGCGCUGAUUGAUGAGUUAGAGAUCAAGCACUGGCGUGCCGAGGAGCGCAGGCACUUCAGCAGCCAGUACCCCAACUUCGCGAACUCGAUGAAGCGCGGCGAGGUUGAUGAGAUCGAGCUGGAUAAGUUUCUAGCCAAGUUGGAUGACAUGUACUUCAAAGAGCGAGAGGCGUCGUGGGAAGAUUCACCUCCUCCGCCACCGACAGAGUCCCCGGUGUCGUGA
This is a messenger RNA of Penicillium argentinense, 864 nucleotides long. RefSeq lists its product as uncharacterized. The coding region runs from base 1 to 864 and encodes 287 amino acids. The record is from RefSeq and is a predicted model, not a curated record. Lineage: Eukaryota; Fungi; Ascomycota; Eurotiomycetes; Eurotiales; Aspergillaceae. The transcript is spliced from 3 exons.